CUGGAAGUUGCGGUAUUCGGGUCAUCAAAUGGAUUCGCCUCCAACGUGGGUGUCGAAGCAAAUGGGUUCUCCGUUAAUCUACCUGUGAUAACGCUAAGAUUCUAUAUGAUUUCGCAGAUCUUGGGGAAGCCAACUCAUUUGUUUUGGGUACUUGAGGAUAAGGGUCAAAGUUGGGUUCAAGUUAUAGAGACCUGGUUGUACCAUAAUCAAGCUGGGCAUACCCUAGAGAAAGCUAAGGGCGAGUUAGCUGCGAAUGGCGCUCGAAGUUACUUUUCACGUAGCUGA
Molecule: messenger RNA, 285 nt
Organism: Acaulospora colombiana
Lineage: Eukaryota; Fungi; Glomeromycota; Glomeromycetes; Diversisporales; Acaulosporaceae
Source: the annotation of a GenBank genome assembly